UAAAGUCAGGUCGAGUCGCGGCCCCGAAGACAGAGCCGUGCCGACGCUGCAGCCAUCAGGACGCGCCGCGCAGCGCAGCUCACAGACUCUUCCUCUUCUACUACUUCUUCUUCGUCUCGAACACUGCUACUUAGCUAUAUCUGAACAUACAGCGCAGCAAGUGCCCCCGCGAGUGUGUGCGCGUGCCGUAUAUCAGAGGAGACUGUUGUGUGCGACGGAACCGGAAGUUUGUUGUAGGCCGUUCGCCGGCCGGUCUCUUCUUGCGCUUGAGCCCGCGCGAGUGUUUGCCGUGUGAUAAAACUCUGCUGCUGCUCCUCUUGCCGCCGCCGCCGCCGCUGUUUGCCGUUGGAAGAAAAGUUUGCUCGAAACGUCGUCGAGGAAGUGAGCCAUCAAGAUGGACUCGCGAAGAACGAUCAGAUCCGUCGCCUCGGGAUGCCUGCUCCUGGCCCUGAUCACCGGAACCCUCGCCGGACCUGCGCGGACGGCGUUCGAGAAGCUGACGGACUUCGACUACCGCGGCACCACCUACUACAGCGUGCGCAACCUGUCGCUGUACGAGUGCCAGGGCUGGUGCCGAGAGGAACCCGAGUGUCAGGCCGCGGCUUUCAGCUUCGUGGUUAAUCCACUGGCGCCGAUGCAGGACACCCUCUGCCAGCUGCAGAACGAGACCGCCGCGACCAACCCGUCAUCCACGCCGCAGCGGGCCGUCAACAUGUACUACAUGACCAAGCUGCAGAUCAGAUCAGAAAACGUUUGCCUGCGGCCAUGGGCGUUCGAGCGAGUGCCGAACAAGAUGAUCCGCGGCCUCGACGCCGCUCUUAUCUACACGUCGACGAAGGAGGCCUGCCUGGCCGCGUGUCUCAACGAGCACCGCUUCACCUGCAGAUCUGUCGAGUACAAUUACGUGACUCUGCAGUGCCAUCUCAGCGAUUCCGACAGGAGAACCACCGGACAGUUCGUGCAAUUCGUCGACGCCCAGGGCGUCGAUUACUUCGAGAAUCUCUGCCUGAAAGGUAAGGAGUCCUGCAAGGCCCAGCGUUACUUCCAAGUACCGCGCAUUGGCGUCGCCGACGACAAGGUGGCCCAGUACGCCGGUUUGCAUUACUACGCGGACAAGGAGCUGCAGGUGCAGAACGACCCUGCCUGUCGCAUCGCCUGCGAAAUCGAGAACGAGUUCCUCUGCAGGUCCUACCUGUACCGCGGACCGCCGAUCGGACAGGCCUACAACUGCCACCUGUUCCAUCUGGAUCAUUGGACCCUACCCGACGGACCGUCGACCUACCUCAACGCCGAGAGGCCGCUUAUCGAUAAUGGCGAGCGCGUUGGCACCUAUUACGAAAACUUCUGCGAGAAGGGCAAGAUCACCGACACGCAGCCCGACUUGAACCUCACCACGAUCAAUCCCAGCGACUCGCGCUUCGACAUCAACUGCGACAAGACUGGUACCUGCUAUGACGUUAUCGUCGAUUGUAAGGACACGAGGAUCGCCGUGCAGGUGCAGACGAACAAGCCGUUCAACGGAAGAAUCUAUGCCCUCGGACGUUCGGAGACGUGUAACAUAGACGUCAGCAACAGCAAAUUCUUCCGACUCGAUCUCACGAUGACCGGACAGGACUGCAACACUCAGAGCGUGCGUGACGGUGGUUUUCAGACUGGCACCUACUCGAACACGGUGGUGCUGCAGCACCACUCGGUCGUCAUGACCAAAGCCGACAAGAUCUACAAGGUCAAGUGUACCUACGACAUGUCCUCGAAGAACAUCACCUUCGGCAUGAUGCCGAUCCGCGAUCCGGACAUGAUCAGCAUCACCAGCGCACCUGAGGCGCCACCACCGAAGAUCCGUAUCCUCGACAACCGCGCCCAGGAGGUUGAGACCGUCAGGAUCGGUGACAAGCUCACCUUCAGAAUCGAAAUCCCCGAAGACACUCCUUACGGAAUCUUCGCUCGCAGCUGUGUAGCCAUGGCGAAGGACGCCAAGAGCACCUUCCAGAUCAUCGACGACGAAGGAUGUCCAGUGGACUCUUCGAUCUUCCCGAGCUUUACACCCGACGGCAACGCUCUGCAGUCGUCGUACGAGGCCUUUAGGUUUACUGAGUCAUACGGUGUCAUCUUCCAAUGCAACGUUAAAUACUGUCUCGGACCUUGCGAGCCGGCGGUUUGCGAGUACGGCCGUGAUUCGUCCGAGUCUUGGGGCAAGAGGCGCAGAAGAAGUCUCGACAACUCGACGGAGGAGAAAGCGGAAGACAUGACCUUAUCUCAAGAAAUCCUCGUCCUCGACUUUGGCGACGAAAAGCAAUCGCAGUUCUUGAAGAGCGACGCGAGUAUAGACUUCAACGAGGCCGACAAAACCGUCACCAUCAUCGAGCCAUGUCCGACGAAGACGUCAGUGCUGGCGCUGGGCGUGACGUGCGCCCUGCUCAUCCUCAUCUACGUCUCGACGAUCUUCUGCUACUACAUGAAGAAGUGGCUGACGCCGCGGAAGAUGAUGCCUUGAACGCGAGUUACUCGACCCUAACGAGCCGUCGACACGGAAAGAGACUGCAAUAAUUUAACAAAACAAAAAAAAAAUGAUCGGGGAAAGCGGAAAUUUAAUCUCGUCUCUUUCCGCCCGACGGCAGGCGAAAGUACGAAAAUCAAGGGGUGAAAGGGAGAUAGGAGUGGCGAGAAGAUAAGGAAAACAGAAAAGGAUUAUUAAGAAGACUUAUUUUCUUUGAGGAGGUGAUGACGUGCUAAAUCACUCCGCGCUAGACUUGCAUUUAAUAAUUAUUACAUACGCACGAGUAGUGGGAAAAAGCGAACAAAAAGCAGUGCGUUUACGCUCGGGUCCCCCGGCAGCACCGAUUUUCUCUCCAAAAGUCAUGAAAUUGCGUAGAAUCCCGUCCUUCGCCGAUUCCUCGCGUGUUUAUUCGAGUAUAUUAGGACAGUUCUUUUUUUCUUUUCAAGCACAAGAAGAGAAGAGAAAUCAAGUAUGGGAGAGAAAAUAGAUUUUUAUCGGGGGAUCGAUGUAGGACGACAAGCUUCUAUGCAUUUUCAUGAAAAGUUAAUGCACGACAAUCGUCGCGAGCUGCGCCUCGGGACCCGAGCGUUCGAUUCGCUUCGUGUAUACAAGAAAAAAGACUUUUCCUCGUUUCGUAUUAACCGCCUCAUUAUCUCAUAUACAUAUUUACACGAGCCCACUGUACUUUUUCACUCUAUCUUCGUAUAAGGCAUUUUUUUCCUAUAACAAGUCUUCAUUAUCUUCGUGGCUACUUUUGAUCGGGUUGCAAAAAUGCGCGCACGCAGGAGCCAACGAGUAUAAAAAAAAAAAAUGAUAAAUACGACGGGCGACGGAUGACGCUGCGGCACCAAAAACGGAAAACAAAGCAUCGUCUCUUCACGGUCUUUUCUUUUCUCGCGAAUGAUUGUAUGCGUCGAAUUGAGUUUUAUUAUUAUUUUAAUUUUUCGUCCACGCAUUGUCCGAGCCCGUCUCUCGGUGCGCGUGUAUCGCAUCAACGUGUAUACACGCGCACACGUUUAGCUGAAGUUGCAAAUCGGCGGUACACGUGUAACCUGCAUCAAGACUAGCGGUACAUAUAUAAAUAUAUUACAUUUAAAGGUUCACGCUUGACUAACGUCUCUCGAUGGAAAACGAAAGAAAGAAGGAAAACAUAUCCAGAAAAAUUCGAAUAAAUCAUGUGUUUCUUUUUUUGUAUAAGGUAGCUCUUAAGGUAUCAUUAUAUAUUAUCAUACGGUAGGACAUUAGUUGAGCGACAAUUUUACUAAGCUAGGAAUUCAUUAUAAAAUAUAUAUAUACAUAACGCAUAUUCGCGAGACAGCGAGCGCGCUGUAAGGAAUUUGUCUUCUCACUCUUUCCGUAGCGCAAUGGAGCCUCGCGCCGUCGCUGUUAAUGUGCGCGAGUUUAAAAUGGCUUUUAUAAAAACUCUUUCGAAAUCGGCACGCGACGGCUCUCUAAUGAAUUUCGAAUUGGACGAACGGAUAUAUAUAUAUAUAUAUAUAUAUAUAUAUAUAUAUAUAUAUAUAUUUGCGUGCGCGCACGCACACGCACAUUCUGUACACACCGCAUCGGUUCACCGUCGCGCGCACACGCGCACAUAAAUAUUAUAAUGAUGUCAGAUUUCGUUUGAGAAAUUUUUUCGAGGUUCUUUCGCGCGACAGAGCAAAAAUUAUAGCGAUGACUCUAUAUACGAUUCGCCUAUCUGCUCUUCCAUCUUUUAUAAUACACACAUCUCUCUGCGUCUCCUGGUUCUUAUUCUGCUUCAUUAUUCUUCUUCAUUUUUUGUAUCGUAACUUUUAUACAUACAUAUAUAUACACAAGCAUAUAGGCGUGCAUACGAGCUUCGUGACGCGCAGACUGGAUCUUAAUAUACAUAUAUGAUAUGCAGACAGUUUUACGUAGUUUCGUGUUUAUAAUGAUGAUAUAUUUUUUUUGUUCGUCGUUCGUCCUCAGCUCUACUUCUUUCUUGUCUACGGUAGUGUGUAAGAAAUUCUUCGUCGAAAUUCAGCUCUCACGCCCACCCGAGGAAAAGAUUUUUAUAAAUGAUGAAUUUAUACUAAUGAUAAAUAUGUGGAAUGAAAUUAGCGAAAGUUGUCGUAAUGUAUAUAUCGCAGCCAGGAAUUCGGAAAAUUCAUUGUACUUUGUAUACAACGACAUUAUACAUGCAUUCAUGAAUAUCGUACAUAUAAUAAGUGUGUGUAUUUUAGACUAUUUAUGUAUGCGUACAACUGUUUUAAUAAUUAAACAAAAGAGAAAUUUA
Messenger RNA from Nasonia vitripennis (jewel wasp), 4754 nucleotides. RefSeq lists its product as uncharacterized. Bases 395 to 2494 code for a protein of 699 amino acids. The record is from RefSeq and is a predicted model, not a curated record. NCBI's taxonomy places the organism in Eukaryota, Metazoa, Arthropoda, Insecta, Hymenoptera, Pteromalidae. The transcript is spliced from 12 exons.